Acanthoscelides obtectus is the source of this 1771-nucleotide messenger RNA. NCBI's taxonomy places the organism in Eukaryota, Metazoa, Arthropoda, Insecta, Coleoptera, Chrysomelidae. The record is from the annotation of a GenBank genome assembly.
AUAACAGAACUGCUGGUCAACUGCAGAAUUCUAUUAACCUGGCCCUGCAUAACGUUUAAGGCUCGUUUCGGGACCAAACAAACGCCUUUGGUUUGUUCUCCUGAAUGUCUUAUACCUUCAAUAAGGACCUGCAGCGCCACCAUCGGAUAACGAAGAUUUUCCGUACUACAGUAAAUUAUUUGUCGUCCGUCGUGCAUACAAGAAAAAGUUUGAUAUCUUUUGCUGUUAAUUCAAAGAGCAAACCAUGGGUAACGAAAGUUCCCUGCCCAUGGAGCUAUGCUCAAACUUCGAUGCUGAUGAGAUCCGUCGUCUUGGGAAGCGAUUUCGGAAGUUGGAUCUAGACAACUCGGGUGCCCUGAGCAUCGACGAGUUUAUGUCUCUUCCAGAAUUGCAGCAAAACCCCUUGGUACAACGUGUCAUUGAUAUAUUUGAUGCUGAUGGGAAUGGAGAGGUGGAUUUCAAAGAGUUCAUACAGGGCGUAUCCCAGUUCAGUGUUAAAGGGGACAAGCUGUCCAAGCUGCGUUUCGCCUUCGGAAUUUACGACAUGGAUAACGAUGGGUUCAUCUCUAACGGAGAGCUCUUCCAGGUUCUGAAGAUGAUGGUUGGCAAUAACUUGAAGGAUACCCAGCUCCAGCAGAUCGUGGACAAGACCAUCUUGUUCGCCGACAAGGACGAGGAUGGGAAAAUAUCCUUCGAGGAAUUCUGCAAUGUCGUCGGUAACACCGACAUCCAUAAGAAGAUGGUGGUAGAUGUUUAGAAAGAGAAGCCAGCAAAUUCCAACUUAACACCUGACCAAUUUAGAAUUGUUUGUAAGCAACUAAGGUUUAACUUUUUAGUAGUUAUUUCGUGCUAGUCGGUUUCAGCAAAUUUUAAUAUUCUAAAAUCAGACAAGUAAAAUCACUUUUUCGGGUUUCCGUUUUUUUCCGUUGAUUACGGUUGUGUGGUGCUAGCUAUGCAACAGCUUUGUUACGUUUUUAUUUUUUAUAUAUUUUAUACACGAUACCUAAGCUUUAAGGAUUCAUCUACGUCAUUUCAGGUCUAAGUUGGGAUGUUUUUUAGUCAUUAGCUUUUUAAGUUGAUUUUAGUAUUCACAUUGUAAAAAUUACAGAGCUCAUAUACAUGUACUGUGCUUGUUGUUUCCUGUUAAAAAUAUUUUAUAAACCAACAAAAAAAAUUAUAUCUGUAUAUUUAUUAAGGGUUGUUCUUUAUACUUUAAUCUAGGUGUUGUGUGUAUAGUUACAGAUCAACUUAAUAUUGUAUAAUCCUUAGUGCUAAGUGCUUCAUCUGCUUUUGGGAUGUACUUACAGAAUAGGGAAUCUCACCACUAUUUUCCAAACAGGCAUUGGACAAACUUUCUUCGUACAUUCAAGGGUGCUGCACAGGAAGGUUUGUUUGAUGCUAUCAGCACAAACUGAUGCAUUUCUAAAAUUUGACAAGGUUACAUCGGAUAACAAAUGGAAAACAAAAUGAGAACCAAAAGGGCUUAUUUGGUUUUCCCGCGCUUCUAAUGUACUCUUCAAAAUUUCAGAGACGCUUCAACUUGGCAAAUAUUCACUGUAAUAUCUUCAACUUUGUGUGAGGGUUGAGAACGACAAUGGAUUUUUGCUGUUGUUGAUGGAAUUGUUAAUUUUUAUCUAACACAAAAAAUAGCUAUCAAAGGUAGCAUGUAGUUGGAAAGUUAUUCCAGUAUAUUGUACCAUAUGUUAACCGGGUGCGUGAUGCAUAUUUUAAAGUUGAUGUUGUUCAAUAAAAGUUAUUCACCUCUCUGAAC